CGGGAGCCGCCGCCAUGACCUCGGCCUUGGAGAACUACAUCAACCGCACUGUCGCGGUGAUCACCUCUGAUGGAAGAAUGAUCGUGGGCACUCUCAAAGGCUUUGAUCAGACCAUUAAUUUGAUUUUGGAUGAAAGCCAUGAACGAGUGUUCAGUUCUUCACARGGAGUUGAACAGGUUGUCCUGGGAUUAUACAUUGUAAGAGGUGAUAAUGUUGCUGUCAUUGGUGAAAUAGAUGAAGAGACAGAUUCAGCUCUUGACUUGGGGAACAUUCGUGCAGAACCUUUGAACUCGGUUGUGCAUUAAAGGAAAAAAUGCACAGGGACUGUGUAAAUGUUUGGUUGUACAGACCUAUUUAAAGAACAUGGACAGUUUUUACGAAUUGUGUGUAACUUGUUUAGUCAUCACUUUUUUUUUUUACUAUGAAUAUGUU
Molecule: messenger RNA, 432 nt
Organism: Nothoprocta perdicaria
Lineage: Eukaryota; Metazoa; Chordata; Aves; Tinamiformes; Tinamidae
Gene: LSM8
Product: LSM8 homolog, U6 small nuclear RNA associated
Exons: 4
Coding region: 15-305 (96 amino acids)
Biological process (GO): mRNA splicing, via spliceosome
Cellular component (GO): U4/U6 x U5 tri-snRNP complex; precatalytic spliceosome; U6 snRNP
Molecular function (GO): RNA binding
Source: RefSeq, a predicted model, not a curated record